Molecule: messenger RNA, 615 nt
Organism: Armigeres subalbatus
Lineage: Eukaryota; Metazoa; Arthropoda; Insecta; Diptera; Culicidae
Exons: 3
Coding region: 1-615 (204 amino acids)
Source: RefSeq, a predicted model, not a curated record
AUGAAUUUUUUUCCAUAUAAUCAUUUCUAUUUCAAGGUGCUUCUGACAAUCCAUAGAAUGGUGCUUGGUAUUGCAAUUUUAAUAAUUCUCUUGAACAACUGGGGUAGUUGUGCUCGCGUAAAAGAAUAUGUCCAAGAGAAGGCAGCAAUAUGUGCGGUUCCAAACGCAGACCAAUUCGCACUCCAACUUCCGGGACCCUUCAACUACUCCAUGGGUAAUAAAAACACUAUAAAGUUCUAUGGCAAUUUCACUAUCACAACGGUCAUUCAAGAACCACUUGAGCUAGUCAUUAUAGCAAACCGCUGCACACUGAACAUGAAAAGCUGUGAACUGUUCAAUAAGGUGACCCUGACUGACCUUUGUCGACACAUUAACGACCAAAAAGGUGUAAUGAUAUCAUUUUUCAAGAGCAUUGAUCCCAUUUUUCAAUGUCCAAUUAAGCCCGGAUUGUACCAGUUCAAGAACUCCGUCGUUGAUUUGAGUUUUGUAUCUAUUUUCCCCCUGGAAGGCUAUCGCUGGCAAACUAGCUUGAAGCUGUACUCCAAGACCAAACCGAUGAAGGAAUUGUUCUGCCUGUCUUCGCAAAGUUUCAUGCAUUGGGUGAAAAAGACGUGA